Molecule: messenger RNA, 3634 nt
Organism: Xyrauchen texanus (razorback sucker)
Lineage: Eukaryota; Metazoa; Chordata; Actinopteri; Cypriniformes; Catostomidae
Product: coiled-coil domain-containing protein 85B
Exons: 1
Coding region: 1015-1638 (207 amino acids)
Biological process (GO): negative regulation of DNA-templated transcription
Cellular component (GO): nucleus
Source: RefSeq, a predicted model, not a curated record
ACCACAUCCAUUGAUAUUUCAACAGGGCUGUUGUACAGUACAACCACGAAUAGCCUUAACUGUGUAUUAUCAGUGUAGUUUAAGUGUAUUGUGAAGCUUUGGACACACUGAACUGGAAAGCAUUGUUUUUGAUUGAGUACAGUACAGAUUUGACGGUAAAGGAAGAGGGGAGGGGGCGAGAAGAAAGGGGGAGGAAAGCAGGAGGACAUGGGGAAAUACAUCACUGCCUCCCCAACCACAACCAUCGCCAAAGGAAACGCUGUAAUCUCAAGGAACAUCUCGCCGAAUUCCUCAGGAAUUUUCCACGACGUGAACCUGUAAGGCUAUAGCAUAGGCCUACAUUCAAACGUCGUAACAUUUGGAUUAUACAUCCGACAUAUUUCCCGACCAAACGCUGCAGCAAUAACCAGCCUGUUCUACAUUUCGACUCUUAUUUAUUUAUCUAUCAUAUUCUCAGUUGCUUUUCCAAACGUUACAUAUUGGAUAUUUUGCCUGUUUUAAAAAGUAAAUAAUAAUUUGGUGAUUGACAAGAAUGCAGUGGGAUGAGUUAUAGCUGUAGGGCGGAGAGAGACGUAUGGACAAGCAACGGACAUUGUGAUCCCUGAUAAUACUGAAGAGAAGAGAUGCUCCACCACGGGGAUUAUUUUAAAACUCCGUGUUAACCUCUUAUUCCUCCCUGAGGAGCACAGCAGAAAAAACAGUGAGUGUGCUUCAAAAAUUCCCAAUAGCAAAAUACUGAGAAAUUAAUGUCGCUAUUUGCGAUUUAAUGCACUGAGGAGAGAGGUAGGCCUACGUUUAGUGAUGACUUUGUUGUUUACAUCGUCAAACAUGGCAAGGAAGCCUGUUACCACGCAGCCUGCAUUGUGAUUUUUCCUCUCAAUAUAGGCUGGUUAUAGUGGACAUAUGGACAUGGAUGAGGAAUGUUGAAAUUCAUUUGAAGUGGUGACAGCCAUCUCAUGUGCCUCGUAAUACUGUCAAUAUCGAACCAUUUCAAGUGACAGGCCUUUCUCUGAAAUGUUGUAUGUUCAUGACAAUAUGGGGAGCGAAAGUGAAAUAUUGAACCGGGAGCUGUCAAAGAUGUCUGAUGAGGACUUGCUGGCUUGUUCUAAGGAAGAACUGGUCAGUCGGUUACGCAAAGAAGAAUCGGAAAAGAUGUCGGCUCUCAUACAGCGCGGGCGGUUAAUCAAGGAGGUCAACAAACAACUGCAGGGACAUCUGCUUGAAAUCAGGGAACUCAAAGUCAUCAACCAGCGGCUUCAAGAGGAGAACCAAGAACUCAGAGAUCUAUGUUGCUUCCUGGACGACGACCGUCUGAAAGUGAAGAAGCUCGCGCGAGAGUGGCAACUGUUCGGCCAUCACGCGGCCAAAGUGAUGCGCGAGGACCUCGGCGGAUACCUUAAGAAACUCGCCGAUUUGGAGCGGAUGCAAGACGGCCUGAUGAAGGAGAAUCUGGAUCUGAAGGAACUUUGUUUGGUGCUGGAAGAAGAGUGCGUGAGCAGAAGUGAUUCCAGCCCGGGUGGCUCCACGGAUCUCAACAUACCCUGUAUGGUGGCCCGGGACCUGGGUGAUGGGAGCUCGAGCACGGGUAGUGUGGGCAGUCCAGACCAGCUGCACUUGGUGUGUUCACCAGACGACUGAGGGAAAGGAGCAGAGCCAUAUCACUUUAACCUUCUCUCUUUAUGCUGAGACGGACUUUAAGUCUGCAAACUCAGAGGGACAAAUUAGUUUACAUUUCCUUGACAAUGACAUCUCGGCUAUUUCAGUGGAAAUAGAAUAUGAAGACAUAUGAAUUAGGCUAGUUUACUCAUGGCCUUCUGAUGCCAUAAGUACAAUUUUAUCUAUAUUCAUCAAUCAACAUUUUAUAGUUGGCGAAUCUCUGAAACCUGUGAAAAUAUUUUUCUGAUUGGGUGGCGUACAGAAUAUUAUUUGUUUUAAAGAGAUAGUUUACCCCAUAAUAAAAAAAUCUGUCAUGCCAUCCCAGAUGUGUAUGACUUUAUUUCUUCUGCUGAACACAACAAAGAUUUUAAGAAGACUAUUUUGGCUAUGUUGGUCCAUAGAAUGCAAGUGAAUGGUGACAAGACCUUUCAAUCUCCAAAAAAGCACAUAAAGGAAGUAAUCCACAAGACUCCAGUGGUUAAAUCCAUGUCUUAUGAAGCGAUAUGAUAGGUGUGGGUGAGAAACAGCUCAAACAUCCAUUUUUAAGUCUUUAAGCUAUACAUCUUCACUUUCACAUUCUGAAAGUGAAAGUGGAGAUUUAUAGUAAAAAAGGAUUUAGAUAUUUAACUGUUCCUCUCGCAAAGUGAUUGUAUCGCUACAGAAGACAUGGAUUUAACCACUUGAGUCUUGUGGAUUACUUUUAUGCUGCCUUUAUGUUCUUUUUGGAGCUUCAAAUUUCUGGCCACCAUUUAUUUGCAAUGAAAGGAUCUACAGAGCUAAGAUAAAAAUCUUUAUUUGUGUUCAGCAGAAGAAAAAACACACAUCUGGGAUGGCAUAUAAGUAAAUGAUGAGAGAAUUUCCAUUUUUGGGAAAACUAUCUCUAUAAGCUUUAAAGUGAAAGAGUCCUUUCAAAAUCAGUUCCACUUAUUGUAUUCCUAGCAUUAUUUGAAUGUAUGUUUUGUCCUAGAAUGUUGCUGGAAUGUUUCCACUCAUCUCUUAUAGGAGUUGUAGAUAGGGUUAAGUGUAGGUUUAGUUUUGGGGUAGACAUUUUAAUCAACUUUGGGAGAAACUAACUAUACUACUAAUGUUUACCAGGUUUUACUGUGCACUGAUCUGAUGUUUCUCUUAUGAUACACUACAACAGGGCUGAAAUGUAUCUUGAAUCUUUGAAGAUUCAAAUUUUAAAGCUGAUUAGAGCCAUAUACUAUGUAGUGAUCUUUUUGAGAUCAUAUACAAAAAAAGCACUAAAUCAUUUUCAACAAUGUUUGUAGAGGAAAGGGUAUUAUCUAAGGAUUGUGCAAAGUGAAGGCUUCAGUGUAAGCAGAUCAGACAGAUUUUUUUGUGACGUAAUAUGGCUGUAUUUUGGAGGUCCAACAAUGAUUCACUGAAAAUGCAUGUUAUUAUGAUGCUUUUUUUAUUAUUAUUUUUGUUUUGUUUUUUAACACAGUAUGACAGUUUUGUUUAUUUUGAACUGGACAGUAUAAUUCACUAGAUGUAGUGAUGUGUGCUCAACUAAAUGAUGUUGUUGUGCUCUGCACUGAAUCCAAAUUUAACUUUCAAACUUUUGCAUUAACCCCACUUUUUGACAAAACCACACAGUUGUAUUAUACAAAGCUUUUUGUGUUCAGUUGUUGCUUUGACCAGACUUUGAACCAUGCUGAAUUGGCACACUGAUAUUUGGAGUGGAAAACAUUGACAUACAUGUACUUUUAAAAUAUUGUGAUAGAUAUUGUUAUUAUAGGUAUUUUGGUUGGAUUCAUUGUAUUUGCUGCAUAGACCCUCCUGCAUAGGAUUGUUCUGUUGUAAAUUUUUUACAUUCUAAUAUCAUGACCAGUAUUAUUUCUAUGACUGCAUUUUUAUAGCUGCAAGACCCAGUUCUCUGAUUAAUUAGCAUUUGCUUUUUCAAGCUAUGCUCAAUACUGAAUGGGGUAGCUUUAAAUACACUUGACUGAGACACCAAGUUCGGUUCUGGUCCUUU